This is a messenger RNA of Hyaena hyaena (striped hyena), 1404 nucleotides long. RefSeq names its product keratin, type II cytoskeletal 3-like. The record is from RefSeq and is a predicted model, not a curated record. NCBI's taxonomy places the organism in Eukaryota, Metazoa, Chordata, Mammalia, Carnivora, Hyaenidae. Gene Ontology annotation, molecular function: structural constituent of skin epidermis. Gene Ontology annotation, cellular component: keratin filament. Gene Ontology annotation, biological process: keratinization; intermediate filament organization. The coding region runs from base 1 to 1404 and encodes 467 amino acids. The transcript has 10 exons.
AUGAUGAGCCAGCAGUCCAGCAGGCUGUUCCAGGCCACCAAGGGCUCAAGGGGUCGCUCUGCUGUCAUGGUGUCCAGCCAGAGUUGUAUCAGCCCCACCAGGUCCCAGUCGGCCUUGUGUUCUGGGGAAGGCAGUGCCUCCACAGCCUGUGCCACAAUAGGGGAUGCCUUUGGCAGCCAGAGCACGUACAACCUUGGGAGGAGCAAGAAGGUCUCACUUAGUGUGGGCAGAUGGGGCUUUCCCCUCCGCCUCCAGAAGGUGAUAAUCAACCAGAGCCUCCUUCAGUCCCUGAACAUGGGAAACAACCCUCAGAUCAGGGAGGUGAAGACCCAAGAGAAGGAACAAAUCAAGAUGCUCAAUGACAAGUUUGCCUCCUUCAUCGACAAGGUGAGGGCCCAUGGCAGGGUGCUGGAGACCAAAUGGUGCCUCCUGCAGGAGCAGUUGGCCACCUCUAAGGCCAGCACCAAUGACCUGAAGCCCUUCUUUGAGUCCUACACCAGCUGCCUGUGGGCCCACCUAGACUGGCUGGGUGAGCAGCCUCAGCUGGAUGGAGAGCCGAGCAUAAUACAGACACUCAUGGAGGAAUAUAAGAGGAAGUAUGUGGAUGAGUUUAACAAGCGCUCAGAGGCUGAGAAUGAGUUCAUGGUUCUGAAGAAGGAUGUGGCUAAUUCCUGCAUGACCAAAGUGGACUUGGAAACAAAAAUGGAGAUUCUGACCAGUGAAAUCAACUUCCUGAGAGCCCUCUUUGAAGCUCUAAGGACUUCUAAACUUUCCUCUAGGGAGUACAACCAGCUGCUGUCAGAAUCCAGUGAUAUGUCUGUCAUCCUGUCCAUGGACAACAACCAGCAUCUGGACCUGGACAGCAUCAUCACUGAGGUCAAGGCCCAGUAUGAGGAGAUUGCCCAGAGGAGCAAGGCUGAGGUUAAAAGGCUGUACCGGGUCAAGCUUGGGGAGCUGCAGACUACAGCCAGCAGGUAUAGUGAUGACUUGAGAAGCACAAAGAAUGAGACUGCAGAGCUCAACAGGAUGGUCCAGAGGUUGUGGGCAAAGAUUGACAGCACCAAGAAGCAGAAUACCAACCUACAGGCAAUGAAGGCUGACGCUGAGCAGAAAGGUAAAUGGACUCUCAAAGAUGACCAGGUGAAGUUGGCAGAGCUCAAGGAGGCCCUCCAUCAGGCCCAGAAGAACUUGGCUUGUCUCUUAAGUGACUAUUUGAUGAACAUCAAAUGGGCAUUGGAUGUGGACAUCGUCACCUACCAGAAGAUGCUGGUUGGUGAGGAGUACAGGUGUAUGUCUGGGGAGUGUCAGAGCCCAGUGUGCAUCUCUGAGUAUCUUAUGCACUCCAUUUCUAUUACUGUGCAGACCACCACCAACAGUGACCAGAGCUCCUGCAUCAAAUACUGA